Messenger RNA from Protobothrops mucrosquamatus (brown spotted pit viper), 2736 nucleotides. It is a transcript of the gene USP1, whose product is annotated as ubiquitin specific peptidase 1. The record is from RefSeq and is a predicted model, not a curated record. The coding region runs from base 118 to 2397 and encodes 759 amino acids. Gene Ontology annotation, biological process: protein deubiquitination. Gene Ontology annotation, molecular function: cysteine-type deubiquitinase activity; cysteine-type endopeptidase activity. Lineage: Eukaryota; Metazoa; Chordata; Lepidosauria; Squamata; Viperidae. The transcript is spliced from 10 exons. Gene Ontology annotation, cellular component: cytosol; nucleus.
CCCCCUCCCCCACGCUUAGCCUUUGGGAGCGCGCAGAACGGCAAGAUGUAGCGGGAGUAACUGCAGAUUCCAGUUCUCUUUCAUGCCUUCCUCCACGUUUGGCUGAGCGGGGAAAAAAUGCCUGGCGUGUUGCCGAGUGACAGUCCCGGACUUUCAAGAGAGACGCCAGGAGCAAAAAGCAGGCUGUCAUUGAAGUUUUUCCAGAAAAGGGAAACCAAACGAGCACUAGAUUUUGUAGAAUCAGCGGAAAAUGAACAAAAGGCUUCGGCGUAUGAGUCUUCUGAAAUUGAUCAAAUAGUUCCUGCAGCACAACCUCUUUCACCUGCCUGUUGUGAUAAAAAAGACAACAUGCUGCCUUUUGUGGGCUUGAACAAUCUUGGAAACACUUGUUAUCUUAACAGCAUACUUCAGGUGCUCUAUUUUUGUCCUGGCUUUAAAACAGGAGUGAAACAAUUGUUUAAUAUAAUUUCAAAAAGGAAGGAAAGUUUAAAGGAUGAAAUAGAUAAGGAAACUACUAAAGAACAUUCUUUUGGAAGUUAUGAAUUGGUAUGCAGCUUACACACUUUGAUUGUUUCAGUUGAACAGCUUCAGGCAAGCUUUCUUUUAAAUCCAGAUAAAUAUACAGAUGAACUUGCUACUCAACCAAGAAGACUGCUAAAUACACUUAGAGAGCUAAAUCCCAUGUAUGAAGGAUAUUUGCAGCAUGAUGCUCAAGAAGUAUUACAGUGUAUAUUAGGACAUAUUCAAGGAACUUGUCAGCUCUUAAAGGAGGAACUACGACGGAAAUCACUGGAGGAGCCUGCAAUUCAACUGAAAAAAAAGUCUAAUUUGGAUGCCAAUGGCACUAGCUUUGGGGAAGAUGAUAUUGUGCUCAAGGGCCAAACUAUAAAGAAUUAUGAAACCAAAACAAAAGAAAAUGCAAAGAGGAAAAAUGUUAUGGAAGGUGGUAAUGAAAAGAAAAAAUCAAAAGUCUUCAAAGAGAAAAACGGAGUAGAAGAAAAUUUGAGACAGACUCGGUCGAAAAGAAAAGCUUUGGAAGAAAAAGUAGAAAAUCAAACUGAAGAUAUCAUUAAACAGUCUGUUGAAAAUGAAAAUACAAAACCAGUACAUAAAAAAUCAAGACUUAGAUUAAAUUUGUUAAAAUCUUCAAAUGACCAGCCUAGCAUUUUAUCUAAAUUUUGUAGUCUGGGAAAACUGAAAACAAAUUUGGUGUCCAAAGAUCAAGUUAAAGACAUUAACAACUGUGAACUUACAGACACAAGGGAGUUCAUACUUUUGCUAUCGUUUAGUUUGUCUCUUACAACACUAAGAAAAAAUAUUUCACUUAAUCUGUUUUGGGGUGUGGUUUUUUUUGGUACAGAAUUUGCUAUCUUCAAUUUAGUGGAGAGACUCUUCCAAGGUCAAUUGGUCUUACGAACCCGAUGUUUAGAGUGUGAGUGCUUUACUGAGAGAAGAGAAGAUUUUCAAGAUAUCAGUGUACCCGUUCAAAAAGAUGAGCUCUUAAAAGUAGAGGAGAAUUCUGAAAUUUCCCCAGAGCCCAAAACGGAUGUAAAGACUUUGAAAUGGGCAAUUUCACAGUUUGCUUCCAUAGAGAGGAUUGUGGGAGAAGAUAAAUACUUUUGUGAAAAUUGUCUCCAUUACACAGAAGCGGAACGCAGUCUUUUGUUUGAUAAAAUGCCUGAAGUUGUAACAAUCCACCUGAAGUGCUUUGCUGCAAGUGGCUUAGAAUCUGCGUGGCUGCAAGACUGCUCUUUAGUACUGUUCGUAUCUGAUGAAAAACACAAAUCCAUAACGCAAUGCCAUUCUUUUGUAAAGUCGUCGCGCCACUACACAGCCUCAGUGAAACUCACAGAUCUUGACAGCUUGCAAAUAGAUAGUGAUAAUUUCAGCAGUGAUGCCCUUUGUAAAUUUUGCCCAGAGCCACUAAAUGAACAAGAAGCCAAAGCUGUCACUGAGGACUAUGAUGAUGGUGAGGUCUCUUUUACAGUUGGAGAAAGCACUCAACCUAGCAAAGGACUGAACAAAAAGAACAUGGAAGCUGUGGGUCUUUUGGGCGGGCAGAAAAGCAAGUCCAGCUGUGAUUUGCCAAAUAACAAAGUAGCCCAUUCUGAGAAAAUUGCUCAUGUGAUGGGUGAAGCAAGAAAUGCUGAAUGGAACUGCCCUAAAGCAAUCAUGACGUUUGAAGAGUGUGAACAAACUGGCACUACGUCCACUGGACUAGAAAAUGAAGCAGCGCAUGUAAUGAAUUCCCUAAAACAGUAUGAAGGCAAGUGGCUACUUUUUGACGAUUCAGAGGUUAAACUUAUAGAGGAAAGAGAUUUUCUUAACUUGUUGUCUCCAGUUUCAUCAUCUACAUCUACUCCUUAUCUGCUAUUUUAUAAGAAAAUUGUAGACUGAGAUUGUAUUUUGAUAUGCAAAGGGUAGCUUUUGAAAAACAUUCAGUGACAAUUUUGUAGAUACAUGUUAAAAUUAUUUUCAUUCCAUAAAAAGGGGCAGAUGUGUUGUUUUUUUUAAGGCAAUAAUUCAAUUUGUAGAUGUUAUACAAAUUGCUUUAGAAUACAAGUCUGUAUAUAUUCUGUUGAAUAAAUAAUGUCUUAAGAGCAAGCACCAUAUAUAGCAGUGAUUCCAGCUUCAUCGCACUACUUGUACAGUAAAUAUAUUAUUUUUAAAAAAUAAAGUUGCAUGCAUUCACAAUCUUGCAAAAAUUUGUAGCUGAUGAUAAAAGAAACAUGAUUU